UCAAGGAGAUGAGUCCUGUGUUGUUCUAUGGAGCUGCAGUCCACAGGUCAUCUCCUGGAGGAGCAGCUUCCAGAGAUGAUGACUGAGCUCCUUGCCACAGCCAGGGACAAGAUGCUAUGUCCAGCUGAGUCUCAGCUGACCCGCUCCCUCCUCAUGGAGGUCAUCGAGCUGCGUGCCCAUCACUGGACCCCUCUGGAGGCCCUCACCACACAGUACUACAACAGGACCAUUCAGAAGCUCACCACCACCUAGCCACCCAGGUCCCAGCCUGGACCUAGGUUCACACGUCUUCGGGUCUCUCUUGCAAAAUACAUUUUAUCUCAAUAAGACUACCUGGUUAAAUCAACUAAAAAAAGGUCCACUUGUCUGACAUAGGGAGGCCUUAACUGGGUUGAUAGCUAGGAGGCAUGGCACCGUACCGGGCGGCAGUACAGAAUUUAUCCGGGGACGAAAGGGUUUAGGUUCCGGUUUGGGGAUGAGACAGAAACGUGAAACCAUGCAUAAACAAGACACACUACACACACAACUAAAAGGACUGGCCAUGCUGCCUGUUCCAACGAGACGGGAGGAGGACAAAGAGUGGUUGUGAGACGCAUAGAGGAGAAGGGUGUGUGGGGGUACAGGGUCGGGUAACAGCCGUCUCUGGGGAACAGAGGGUCUCCUCGGAGGUUAAGAAGAGAAGGUGGUGUCCAGAGGGACAUUUCAUUCUCUAUCUCCUUUGUGCUUGUUUGCCAACUACCCCCCCCCCUAUCUGUUUCCUCUCUCUCUCCUCCUCUCAGCUCUAGACCCCUUCCACCCCUAUCUGUUUCCUCUCUCUCUCCUCCUCUCAGCUCUAGACCCCUUCCACCCCUAUCUGUUUCCUCUCUCUCCUCCUCUCAGCUCUAGACCCCUUCCACCCCUAUCUGUUUCCUCUGUCUCUCCUCCUCCUCUCAGCUCUAGACCCCUUCCACCCCUAUCUGUUUCCUCUCUCUCUCCUCCUCUCAGCUCUAGACCCCUUCCACCCCUAUCUGUUUCCUCUCUCUCUCCUCCUCUCAGCUCUAGACCCCUUCCACCCCUAUCUGUUUCCUCUCUCUCCUCCUCUCAGCU
Molecule: messenger RNA, 1086 nt
Organism: Oncorhynchus gorbuscha (pink salmon)
Lineage: Eukaryota; Metazoa; Chordata; Actinopteri; Salmoniformes; Salmonidae
Product: CBP80/20-dependent translation initiation factor-like
Exons: 2
Coding region: 28-252 (74 amino acids)
Biological process (GO): regulation of translational initiation
Cellular component (GO): cytosol
Molecular function (GO): translation activator activity
Source: RefSeq, a predicted model, not a curated record